UAAUGCCAUAGUCGUCAACUCGCAGCUCAUUUCAUCGUUAGAGAGGCAAUCUAAGCCUUAAAAAGAAUAAAAUAUAAAAUAAAAAAUAAAUAAAUAAAUACCUCGGUUUCACUUUCUCCACUUCCUUUCGGUUCACGGGAAAUCUAACCAACCAGAUCUAGUUUCAGUUCGAUGCCAUAAAUUCUCUCUCUCUCUCUCUCUGUCUCUCUCUCUACGAUGUGAAUCUUCGUUCCAAACAUGUCAUUUUCUUACAACCCUGUCUAUCUAUCUACCACAGUAUCUCGAACAGGAUCUAUCUGCCAUUGUUUCAAACAAGAUUGUCUCGAACAAUAUUGUUUUGAAUAAGAUUUUGCCUUAAACAAGAGAAAAAAAAAAAAAACUAUCUUUCUUCUCCAAUUCCUCAGCUGUGUCCGAACACUCACUCCUAGGUAGCUGUCAGUUUCCGCGAACUCAAAUUUUCCGAAACCUGGUACAGAACAAAAGACAGAACUCUGAGGUCCAAAUCUGAUUAGUGAUUAGGGUUUUGCCUCGUUUGUGACAAUGGAUUACGCUCGGGACGGGAACGUGGUGCAAAUAAUCACCGGCGGCGGCGGGGGUGGAGAGAGCUGGUCCGGCGACCAAGCCGAUUGGGCGACGGAGGAUGAGUACCGGUUUUGGAACAACAACAACAACAACGGUGGGGACUCAGAAACGACGCCAUCGAACUCGAAUUACGAGGGGCGGUCGUCGGAGCCGCCGAGUAAGAAGUCACGGAAUUCGUCGCAAGAGGGUAGCUCCUCGAACCGGUCGAAGGCGAUCGGGAAGAUGUUCUUCAAGACGAAGCUGUGCUGCAAGUUUAGGGCAGGGACCUGCCCUUACAUAACAAACUGCAAUUUCGCUCACAGCAUUGAGGAGCUGCGCCGCCCGCCGCCGAAUUGGCAGGAGAUUGUGGCGGCCCACGAGGAGGAGAAGGCGGUGAUGACCGAGCCGCCGCAACAGCCGAGGGAGGAGUUUCAGAUUCCCACUGUGGGGUCUUCCACCUUCUCUGGAGAAAUGAUGCAGAGGUCUUACAAGGGAAGGCAUUGUAAGAAGUUUUACACGGAGGAAGGCUGCCCCUAUGGGGAUAGUUGCACCUUUCUUCACGACGAGCAAUCGAAGAAUCGCGAGAGUGUUGCUAUAAGUUUGGGCCCUGGUGGUUAUGCUGGUGGCGGUGGCGGUGGUUGUGGUAGUGGUAGUGGUGGUGGUGGUGGUGGUGGUGGUGGUGGUGUUGGUGGUGGUGGCAGUGGUGGUAACGGUGGUGUUAAUGCUGCUGGGAAUGGACCUAAUUCAAAGCCCUCGAAUUGGAAAACCAGGAUUUGCAAUAAGUGGGAGAUGACAGGGUAUUGCCCCUUUGGCAAUAAGUGUCAUUUUGCUCAUGGUGCCACAGAAUUGCACAGAUAUGGAGGCGGUCUUAUGGAGGGUGAAAAUAGAGAUGCUGCUUCUGUGGUUGCCAGCGACACAAAUAAGGGAGGGCCUUCAAAAGCUUCCGCCGAUAAUGUGGUUGCAGCAGUUACUCUGGCUGCUAUUUCUGAUGUGUAUCAUAUUGGAGUCCCUUCACAAAGGCCUUCUUCCAUGGCUAUUCAGAGGCCAGGACAGAGAGCACAUCAGAAGUGGAAAGGUCCAGAUAAAAUCAGUAGGAUAUAUGGUGAUUGGAUCGAAGACAUUGAAUAGAGUUAUAAUCUCCCAUUCAUGGAAACGACUGAUGAGGAGGGCUUAUGUACCAUCAAAACGCAAGAAUUUUCAUUCACACGCUAUUUUAUUCGGUAAUUUAUCUUAAGAUCCUUAACUUCCAACGGGAAUAGCACUUUAGAUCGUUUCAUGUAUAACUGUUUUUUACGUUUAUGUUUGGUGGUGUAUUCACCUUCUCCUUAA
Molecule: messenger RNA, 1890 nt
Organism: Glycine soja
Lineage: Eukaryota; Viridiplantae; Streptophyta; Magnoliopsida; Fabales; Fabaceae
Product: zinc finger CCCH domain-containing protein 12-like
Exons: 3
Coding region: 541-1689 (382 amino acids)
Molecular function (GO): mRNA binding; metal ion binding
Source: RefSeq, a predicted model, not a curated record